Messenger RNA from Chenopodium quinoa (quinoa), 882 nucleotides. RefSeq lists its product as uncharacterized. Lineage: Eukaryota; Viridiplantae; Streptophyta; Magnoliopsida; Caryophyllales; Amaranthaceae. The transcript has a single exon. The coding region runs from base 207 to 713 and encodes 168 amino acids. The record is from RefSeq and is a predicted model, not a curated record.
UUCAAAUAAAAUCUCUCAAUUAAACACGUCAAUUAUCAAAAUUUCCACCAAUAUUUUAGACCAAUAUUAUUGCAUCUUUUGGCACAUCAAUUUAGCCAUAUGUUGCAUCAAAUUUCCAACUAAAGACAAAAUUAACACCCCAAAAUACUAAAACUUCUAUAGUACCAAAUCAAAAUUCACAACUUCUUCCUCAUUUCACAAUAACAAUGGCAUCUUCUUCUUCAAUCCUCCUCUUCCUUGUCUCACUCAUCACCGCCGUUGCCGCCAUUAAUGACAAUCUAUCAGCCUACGAAGCCUUGGAAACCUUCAAUUUUCCAAUGGGUAUUCUUCCAAAAGGUGCUUUAGGGUAUGAAUUGAACGAAAAAACAGGAAGUUUCAAGGCGUUUUUAAAUGGGAGUUGUAGUUUUUCAUUAGAAGGGUCUUAUCAGCUGAAAUAUAAGCCUACAAUUAGUGGGUUUAUCUCAAAAAACAAGCUUACUAAACUUACUGGGGUUAGUGUUAAGGUUUUCUUCGUUUGGUUGAAUAUUGUUGAAGUUAGAAGGGCUGAUGAUGAACUUGAGUUUUCUGUUGGAAUUGCUUCUGCUAAUUUCCCUAUUGAUAAUUUCGAGGAGUGCCCGCAAUGUGGGUGUGGAUUAGAUUGCGUCAAUCAUGUUGAAGAUGAUCAGGUUAGGGUGAUUAAUGAUGAUAUUAGGUCUUCUGUUUCUUCGAUUUGAGGGUUUUAAUUUGUGGGUUUGUUUUGUUUUGGGGUUAAUUUUAAUGGUUUUUUUUUUGCCUUUUGUUGUUGGAUCUUGCUGUGAUUAAGCAAGAAAGAUUUAAAUUAACCCUUGUUGUAUGUAAAUUUGGACAACGAGAAAUUAUGAUCAUAAAUCUGUUUUGCUUUAA